Molecule: messenger RNA, 7787 nt
Organism: Sardina pilchardus (European sardine)
Lineage: Eukaryota; Metazoa; Chordata; Actinopteri; Clupeiformes; Clupeidae
Gene: usp32
Product: ubiquitin specific peptidase 32
Exons: 34
Coding region: 77-5074 (1665 amino acids)
Biological process (GO): protein deubiquitination
Cellular component (GO): Golgi apparatus
Molecular function (GO): cysteine-type deubiquitinase activity; calcium ion binding
Source: RefSeq, a predicted model, not a curated record
CACGUAACACGGAGAAGGCAACAGGCACUGGGCUGCACAUCAAACAUUUUUCAUACUGCAGUGAAAUGAGGGUAAAAUGGGAGCCAAAGAGUCAAGGAUAGGCUUCCUUUCUUACGACGAGGCCGUCAAAAGAGUCACUGAUGUGGAGCUCAAACGGCUGAAGGAUGCCUUCAAGAGGACCAGCGGCGUGUCCUACUACAUGACCCAGCAGUGCUUCUACAGGGAAGUGCUGGGAGAUGGGGUCCCACCCAAGGUGGCAGAGGUGAUCUACACCUCGUUCGGUGGCACCUCCAAAGGGCUCCACUUCAACAACCUCAUCGUUGGGCUGGUCCUGCUCACUCGAGGCCGAGAUGAGGAGAAAGCCAAAUACAUCUUCAGCCUGUUUGCCAGUGACUCGGGCAGCUACAUCACGCGGGACGAUGUGGAGAGCAUGCUGCGCGCUGUGGAUGGCCAAGUCCCGCCUUCGCUCAGGAAGUGCUUCGCAGAGGGAGAGAAAGUCCAUUACGAGCGCUUCAGGAACUGGCUGCUCCAGAACAAAGAGGCUUUCACCUUCUCACGCUGGCUACUGUCCGCAGGCGUGUGCGUCACCCUGACCGACGACAGCGACACGCCCACCUUCUACCAGACCCUAGCCGGGGUCACACACUUAGAAGAAUCGGACAUCAUCGAUUUGGAGAAGCGCUACUGGCUACUGAAGGCUCAAUCGCGGACGGGUCGCUUCGACUUGGAAACCUUUGUCCCUCUGGUCUCACCUCCCAUCCACGCGUCGCUCGGCGAAGGCCUGUUCCACGCCUUUGAUGAGAACCGGGACAAUCACAUCGACUUCAAGGAGAUCUCGUGCGGCCUGUCUGCCUGCUGCAGAGGGCCCGUGGCCGAGAGACAGAAGUUCUGUUUCAAGGUGUUUGAUGUGGACCGCGAUGGCGUCCUGUCCAGACAGGAGGUCCACGAGAUGGUGGUGGCCCUACUGGAGGUGUGGAAGGACAACCGCACGGACACCCUGCCUGAGCUGCUCGCCAACGUGUCAGACAUAGUCGAGGGCAUCCUGAAGAUGCACGACACCACCAAGAUGGGCCACUUGACCCUGGAGGACUAUCAGAUCUGGAGUGUGAAAAGCGCCCUCGCCAAUGAGUUCCUCAACCUGCUGUUUCAGGUGUGUCAUAUAGUGCUGGGUCUGAGACCGGCCGCACCUGAGGAGGAGGGCCAGAUCAUCAGGGGCUGGCUGGAGAGGGAGAGCAGGCACGGCCUGCAGGCGGGACAGAACUGGUUCCUCAUCUCCAUGCAGUGGUGGCAGCAGUGGAAGGACUACGUCAAAUAUGACAACAGGGCCAUUGUGGUGGAGCAGCCGUCCAUCCUGGGCGCGGGCAGGAGGAGCCCCCAGUCCAGCGCCAGCGCCGAGCCCGCCUCCACGCCCACCUCGCGGGCGGGCUACAGCAACGGCGGCGGCGGCGUCACCCGCUCCUCCAGCUCCUCGGAGGACAAGUCAUCCGACAACAUCUCCAGCGCGUCGGAGGCCGCCGAGAGCCCCAACACUAGUCUCAUCCCGCACAUGAGCUCGUCGGCCACGGAGCUGUGCUUCGCGCGUCAGCACAACGCGUCGGACAACAACAACCAGUGCUUCUCCAGCGCCAACGGGCACCUGCCCACCCACCUCACCUCACAGAGACCCGGCGCCAUCGACAACCAGCCGCUCGUCCUCACCGAGCCCAUGAAGGCUCCAACACUCACCAUGGAGGGUGGGCGGCUCAAGAGAUCCCCGCCGCUGACCGUGGGCCGGGACUUUGAGACCGUUCCAGAGCCCGUGUGGAGAGCGCUCUACCACUGGUACGGUGCCAACCUCAGCCUGCCACGACCGGUCAUCCAGCACACCAAGACGGGUCAGCCGGAGCUGGAGCUCUUCCCCCGCUACCUGCUCUUCCUGCGGCAGCAGCCGGCCACGCGCACCCCCCAGUCCAACAUCUGGGUCAACAUGGGUAUGACCAGCCUGCGCAUGUUCCCCGAGCACAUCCCCCGAGGUAACGUGCCGUCCCCUAAUGCCCCCCUGAAGCGGGUGCUGGCCUACACGGGCUGCUUCAGCCGGAUGGGCACCAUCAAGGACAUCCACGAGUACCUGUCUCAGCGGCUGCGCAUCAAGGACGAGGACAUGCGGCUCUGGCUGUACAACAGCGAGAAUUACCUCACUCUCUUGGACGACGAGGAUCACACACUGGAAAGUCUGAAGAUUCAAGACGAGCAGCACUUAGUAAUUGAAGUUCGAAACAAAGAUAUGAGCUGGCCAGAGGAAAUGUCGUUCAUUGCCAACAGCAGUAAAAUCGACCGCCACAAAGUCCCCACAGAGAAGGGUGCCACGGGCCUGAGUAACCUGGGCAACACGUGCUUCAUGAACUCCAGCAUCCAGUGUGUGAGCAACACCAAGCCCCUCACGGACUACUUCAUCUCAGGGAGGCACCUCUACGAGCUCAACAGGACCAAUCCCAUUGGAAUGCGCGGUCACAUGGCCAAGUGCUACGGGGAUUUGGUGCAGGAGCUGUGGAGUGGAACGCAGAAGAAUGUGGCGCCCCUAAAGCUCAGGUGGACGAUAGCGAAGUACGCUCCGCGCUUCAACGGCUUCCAGCAGCAGGACUCCCAGGAGCUGCUGGCCUUCCUGCUGGACGGCCUGCACGAGGACCUCAACCGCGUCCACGAGAAGCCCUACGUGGAGCUCAAGGACAGCGACAUGCGGCCCGACUGCGAGGUGGCCACAGAGGCGUGGGAUAACCAUCUGAGGAGGAACCGCUCCAUCGUGGUGGACCUGUUCCACGGUCAGCUCAAGUCCCAGGUCAAGUGUAAGACGUGCGGCCACAUCAGCGCCCGAUUCGACCCCUUCAACUUCCUGUCCCUGCCGUUGCCCAUGGACAGCUCUAUGCACUUAGAGAUCACAGCGAUCAAGCUGGACGGCUCGACGCCCGUGCGCUACGGCCUGCGCCUCAACAUGGACGAGAAGUACACGGGCCUGAAGAAGCAGCUGAGCGAGCUGUGCGGACUCAAGCCGGAACAGAUCCUGCUGGCCGAGGUCCACAACUCCAACGUCAGGAACUUUCCACAGGACAAUCAGAAGGUGCGCUUGUCUGUGAACGGCUUCCUCUGUGCAUUUGAGAUCCCGGUACCAGGAUCACCUACCUCUGUCACCUCCCCAGCCCAAUCAGAAAGCACACCCACGGCCAACGGGACGGCAGCCAACGGUCACAUUGGGAAACCCAGCCUGAUCCCCAACGGAAUACCAAGCACGGUGGUGCCAUGCUCCCCGGAGAAACCCCUCGCCAAUGGCAUUCCCAACGGCCACGCCGUGCCAGUCCAGGACAGCCCCUUCAUCGGUUACAUCAUCGCUAUGCACAGGAAGAUGAUGCGGACGGAGCUGUACUUCCUGUCCUCCCAGAAGAACCGGCCCAGUCUGUUCGGCAUGCCGCUGAUCGUGCCCUGCACGGUGCACACCAGCAAGAAGGACCUGUACGACGCCGUGUGGAUCCAGGUGUCCCGGCUGGCCAGCCCACUGCCCCCACAGGAGGCCAGCAACCACGCACAGGACUGUGAUGACAGCAUGGGCUACCAGUACCCUUUCACCCUGCGCGUGGUGCAGAAGGAUGGCAACUCCUGCGCCUGGUGCCCCUGGUACAGGUUCUGCCGAGGCUGCAUGGUGGACUGCUGUGAGGACAGGGCCUCCCUGGGGAACGCCUACAUCGCCGUGGACUGGGACCCCACCGCCUUGCACCUCCGCUACCAGACCUCCCAGGAGAGGGUGAGGGAGCAACACCACCUUGCUGUAGUAGUGCAGGGCAUGCUGCAAACGCACUCCACAAAUCACACCUCCAGUGUGUGGAUAGUGGAGGAGCACUCCAGCGUGGAGCAGAGUCGGCGGGCGCAGGCCGAGCCCAUCAGCCUGGACAGCUGUCUGCGGGCGUUCACCAGCGAGGAGGAGCUGGGCGAGGACGAGCUCUACUACUGCUCCAAGUGCAAGACCCACCGGCUGGCCACCAAGAAGCUGGACCUCUGGAGACUGCCUCCCGUCCUGAUAGUACAUUUGAAACGGUUCCAGUUCGUCAACGGCCGCUGGAUCAAGUCCCAGAAGAUCGUGAAGUUCCCCCGGGAGGGCUUCGACCCCAGCGCCUUCCUGGCCCCGCGCGACCUGGAGAGGAGCCUGCGGGAGGAGGCGCUGAGGGUGGUGGUGGGGGCGGGUGGAGACGCACCCUCCUCGGCGGCCAGCGGGACCAUCUGCAGCAUCUCCUCCGUCUCCUCCAGCACCGUCAGCAGCCUGUCCAGCACACCCAAAGCCUCCCCAGCGCUGGCUCGUCGGUCGGGCAGCCCGCUAAAGGGCUCCAGCCCCGCGGGAAGCCCCAAGAGCAGCGGCGGCGGCGGCGGGCGCAAGCAGGGUCGCCUCCGCCUGCCCCAGCUGGGCAGCCGCCACCGGCUCUCCGCCAGCAAGGAGAACCUGGACAGCAGCAGCCUGAACGUGACCAGCGGCAGCGCGGGCAGCGGCACCAGCGGCAGCGUCAAGGAGAGCGGGCCCGAGCCGGACGCGGAGGUGGACGCGGAGGCCUCGGUGCCCCCGGGUGUGACGGCGGCGGUGGCGACAGGCCAGGAGGAAGGGGCGCUGGACUCCUGGUCGGAGGAGGCUUCCGGAAGCGAGACCGACGGCGGGGUCGUGAUGAACGGGCUGGAGGGUGGCCACGGCAACACCAACGGCCACGCAGAGACCAACGCAGAAGUGGAGACCGCUCUUCACCAAAGAGACCAAAUCUGCCUGCAGCCUGUGUACAACUUGUAUGCAAUCUCAUGCCAUUCAGGUAUCAUGGGAGGGGGCCACUAUGUGACUUACGCCAAAAACCCCAAUGAGAAAUGGUACUGUUACAACGACAGCAGCUGCAAGGAGGUGCACUCUGGGGAGAUUGACACGGACUCUGCCUACAUCCUCUUCUACGAGCAGCAGGGAGUGGACUACUCGCAGUUUCUGCCAAAGACUGACGGCAAAAAGAUGGCCGACACCACGAGCAUGGACGAGGACUUUGAGUCGGACUACAAGAAGUACUGCGUCAUUCAGUGAUGGCGCGUUCUUCCACAGAAGCACUUUACGCGUGAGACGCACGCGCCCAGGCAAGGUGCAAGGCUGGCGAGGAGAGCGGGCGCUGCCAAGGUGUCGGGAGUCGCAAGCACAAAGGGUCUCCUUCUUUUUAAGAAUCACAAGCUGAGGUUUUUUUUUCUUCAUUGCUGACCACCAUGUUGGAUAGAGGUACCUUACCGCUUAUUUAGGUGUGCGGCUUUGCAGCGUGUCUGACUGACUGACUGACUGAAUGAAUGAGUGAAAGAGAAAAUGAAAGAAUGAUAUUAUUUUAUGGUUGCCAAGUGAACAAAAGCGCCCCAUUUUUAGCACAAAGUGGACCAACAUGAGCUCACUGUACCACUCACCAUAUAACCCACUCCCCCUUCAGAAAAAUGUGUGAGACACUAUACGCAUAGAUGUACAUGCAUCUAUAUGUAUGGUUGUUGGGAAGGAAGCAUUGACACAUUUACAGGCCAUAGGAACUGAUGUGUCUCUUUAGAAGAAGCCUGCUGUCCGUGCUUUAGAGUGGCACGGCUUGCCAUAACAAGCACACAAUCAGUAUUUUAAUAUCUGUAAAACUAACAGAAAAAGAGUAUCUCAUUCAGUCAUUGGCCAAACCAAAACAUUUUCCAAAGGUUUGCUUUUAUCAGAUGUCAUACCUCACUACCUCAGUUUUCUUUUCAUUAUUUCUUUAUGAAGCAAAUUGUAAUAAGGAAAAGGAUCAGAGUGUCAUACCCAAAUCAGUCACAUUUCUGAAGACUCUUUCUUUUUCUCCUGGGCUCCGUAGGACCAUUAACCUCCCCAAAUCAUGAUGAAUGAAAAUGAAUUACAGUCAUAGUUUUCUGACUCUUUAACUGCCAAUUCCUCAUUUUGUGCUCAGAUGAACCAUAUUGACUCCUGAGGAGAAUUGAUUUGUGGUUAUUUGGCUCGAUAACUCAAGAGGAUUGAGUUUGAAUCUGGCACAGCAUGAGGAUAGGUGCCACACGGAAUACGUCUCAAUGAAACAACAUAAUGUUAUGUUUAAUUUAUUGGUGUUUUUUGUUUAUUUUGGAAUGUUGAUUUUUAGAGUAAUCUAUUUUUAUUUAUGUACCUUUUUUUUAAAAGCACAGGUUUGUUUGUUAGCAAGGGCUUCUUUUUUGUUUUGUUUAUUUUGCUGCAAGGACCGAAGUAAAUACAUAUCAGUCUGCUCUGGCAUUUCACUACUAUGUACAGCUUGGUCAUGUCAUCUCCACUUAAUAGAAUGUCGACGCUUGAACCGAUUUCCCCCCUCCCUUCUUGGCGGAAGUCUCUUUGAUGCCACUGACUAAGAUCUGUAGCCAAAUGCAUUCAAACCUGCUGUUGCUAGAUGUGGAAGAGGGUUUUGCAUUGUCAAGCCAAAGUUUGAUACAAGUUGCCUGGAGAGAUCGGAAUGGCUUGCCCAGAGAGAGGAAGAGACUGUGUCUGACUGGAGAUUUGGUAGAUGUUCUGUGAGACAUCAGAGUUCUCGCUGUAGACCACAGUUGGAAGAUGGAGACUUGUGCCGAAGCGUGGAGAUUGGCGGUAGCAUUUAUUUUGAAACUCUUAAUCUGCAUCACCACUGUGAAGAGAGUGUUGAACAACGAAUAGUUGAAUGUUGUUUUUUGUUGUUGUUUUGCUUUCUGUAUAUUGAUGGUUGUAUGAUUCCAUGAAUCUCCUCUGAGGGGAGGGCAUUAAGCCUCACUGAGCUUGUAGAGAUCAAUGCCCCCCCCCCUUCCCCUGACACACACACACACACACACACACACACACACACACACACACACACACACACACACACACACACACCCCUACAGACACUCACACACACACACACACACACACUGAUUGAAGUGUUUUUGCUGCUCUACUUGUAGGGGUUUCAAAGUCAGAUGAAAGUGCUUAGUCUGUCGUGAAAAACAGGCUUGCAGCCCUGUCUCAAAAUGCAAUGUAUGAAAUGAACCAUAACCGCAGUACUGUAACUUAUUGAUGGUAAUGUUAUGGCAUGUUUCUUUUUUAUUAUUAUUAUUUAACUGUAUCCAUGUCCAACUGUUCAGAGAGCGAGAAACGGUUGUCCAGUAUUUCCGAUCAGCACACUAUUGAAAGGGAGCACCUAGGAAGUCCCUCGCCGUGUCCACAACUUUCACAGGAAAGGGGUUUUCACACGUUCAUUCUCAGGCCUGGCCACGAAGAAGGGUUAUGAUGUCACUAGACCUAGCUGGAUAGGACACUUUCCGUCAGGCUCACCAUUGAGUCGCUCCUAAAUUUACAAACACACUGCACAGACCAAUUUUUAUCUUUAUUGCAUACACUCAAGAGCACACACGCAUAAUUUUCAAAACAGGGAUAAUUUAUUAACAGCUUUCUGGCAGAAGUCUGAUCAGUUGACUGGUAGUGCAAUCUACUACUGAAAUGUAUGUCUUUGUCCUAUUGUAUUUUUUGUCUUGAUUUUUUUUAAUAGAUUAAGUUUGAUGGGUUGGCAGAGCUUUGCUAUUAAUUUAAUGAAUUUUAUUUUGUAAAGUGUUUUGAAGAAUACAAAUGACAUUGCACUGACAUUUAAAGAAAAUGUACAUAAAAGUGUUUUGUAAAUAAAUCUAUACAAAAAAAUAUGUAUUUGACUAUGAACUGUAAAAACUGUACCUGUAGUUGUAUAUGAGGUGAAGCUGUUGAUCUGUAACAAUUAUUCAAGACCAAUUAAAUACAGCAGAAGCAAUCAGAAUCA